This is a messenger RNA of Aureobasidium musti, 669 nucleotides long. The record is from the annotation of a GenBank genome assembly. Lineage: Eukaryota; Fungi; Ascomycota; Dothideomycetes; Dothideales; Saccotheciaceae.
AUGGAUCUUCUUCAAACGGUACGCAAAGAAGGCUCACGAGGCGGACGCAAUGAGUUCUCCUGGCAAGAUGUCCAGAACGACCCACACCGACAAAACUAUCUUGGUCAUUCACUCAUGGCACCAGUCGGGCGAUGGCANAAAGGCAAAGAUCUAAGUUGGUACGCGAAAGGCGAGAACGGCUCGGAAGAAGAUGCAGAGACACAGCUGAGAGAAGAGAUGAGGAAAAUCAAACAACAAGAGGAGGAUGAGAUGCUGAGGGCUAUGGGUCUGCCCGUGCCGGAUAGAGAUAAUGCGAAUCUCGAGCCUGUGGCUCUGAGGCCUGGUAUCGGAGUACAAGCGGGUCCCGCUGCANNGAGCCGGACAAGCGCGAGAGAAGCAGGAGUAGGAGCAGAGAGAGAAGACACAGAAGGCGCGACGGCCACGGCAGCAGGAGUCGCGAGAGAAGACACAAGAGACGGUCACGUUCAAGAGAUGGCGAUGAGCACCGGCGACACAGGCACCGACGAGACGACCGCGAUCGCAGACAUGAUGAGGAGGAACGCAGACACCAUCACAGUCGUCGCGAGCGCUCGAGGUCGAGGUCUGGAGAGCGCAGGAGACACAGAAGUCGCUCACCAAGGGACAGAAGGGAGAGGGAUGGAGAGAGACGCAGACGUUAUGAUUGAAUGA